UUCGGGAAACUGUGGCCGUGGCUGGGGAGGGAAAGCAACCCUGCCUCCGCCACUGUCCCCCGCCCCAACCGGGGUGGGUCACCCCACCACCCUCUCUGAGGAAGGGUGGAAAGGAAAGAAGCACCCGCGAGGGGCACCAUGUUCUCUCUCAAGCCGCCCCGACCCACCUUCAAGUCCUACCUCCUGCCGCCCGCUCCUCCACCUCAGGAUGAAGAUAGGAGUAUUCCUGAACCCAAGAUUAAAAAGCUGGACCCAGUGCUUUUGCCAGGUGAAAUAGUCGUAAAUGAAGUUAAUUUUGUGAGGAAAUGCAUUGCAACAGACACAAGUCAAUAUGAUCUGUGGGGAAAGCUGAUAUGCAGUAAUUUCAAAAUUUCUUUUAUCACAGAUGAUCCAAUGCCAUUUCAGAAAUUUCACUAUAGAAACCUUCUUCUUGGUGAACAUGAUGUCCCUUUAACAUGUAUUGAGCAAAUUGUAACAGUAAAUGACAACAAAAGAAAACAGAAGAUCCUAGGCCCCAACCAGAAACUCAAAUUUAAUCCUACAGAGCUAAUUAUUUAUUGUAAAGAUUUCAGAAUUGUCCGAUUUCGCUUUGAUGAAGCAGGUCCUGAAAGUGCCAAAAAGGUGUGCCUUGCGAUAGCUCAUUAUUCUCAGCCAACAGAUCUCCAGCUACUCUUUGCAUUUGAAUACGUUGGGGAAAAGUACCACAAUACGGCUAAAAAUAUUAAUGGAAUAGACCCUGGAAGUGGAGGAAUAACUGGUGGUAAUAGUCAAAAAACUCCUUUAUUUGAAACUUUCUCUGAUUGGGAUAGAGAAAUCAAAAGGACAGGUGCCUCAGAAUGGAGAGUUUGUUCAAUUAAUGAGGGCUACAUGAUUUCUACUUGCCUUCCAGAAUAUUUUGUAGUUCCAUCUUCUUUGGCAGAUCAAGAUCUAAAGCUCUAUUCUCAUUCUUUUUUUGGGAGACGGAUGCCAUUAUGGUGCUGGAAUCACUCUAAUGGCAGUGCUCUUAUAAGAAUGGCCCUCAUAAAAGAUGUAUUGCAACAGAAAAAAAUAGAUCAAAGGAUUUGUACUGCAAUAACCAAAAGUCAUCCACAGAGGAGUGAUGUUUACAAAUCUGAUUUGGAUAAGAAUUUGCCCAGUAUUCAAGAAAUACAAGCUGCAUUUGUAAAACUUAAGCAACUAUGUGUUGAUGAGCCUUAUGAAGAAACAGAAGUGAAAUGGUUGUCUUCACUGGAAAAUACUCGCUGGUUAGAGUAUGUUAGAGCAUUCCUAAAACAUUCUGCUGAACUUGUAUAUGUGCUGGAAAGUAAACAUCUUUCAGUUAUCCUUAGAGAGGAAGAAGGAAGGGAUCUGAGUUGUUUUGUAGCUUCUCUCAUUCAAGUGAUGCUGGAUCCUCAUUUUCGAACAAUUACUGGAUUUCAGAGUUUGAUACAGAAAGAAUGGGUCAUGGCAGGAUAUCGAUUCCUAGACAGAUGUAACCACUUAAAUAGAUCUGCAAAAGAGUCUCCCUUAUUCUUGUUAUUUCUGGACUCCAUCUGGCAGCUGUUAGAGCAAUAUCCAGCAGCCUUUGAAUUUUCAGAAACUUAUUUAAUGUUGCUGUAUGACAGUACACGGAUCUCAUUGUUUGGCACUUUUCUUUUCAACUCCCCUCAUCAGCGAGUAAAACAAAGCACGGAAUUUGCUAUAAGCAAAAAUAUACAGCUAGGUGAUGAAAAGGGCUUAAAAUUUCCUUCAGUUUGGGACUGGUCUCUUCAGUUUGCAGCAAAGGAUCGUACCCUUUUUAACAAUCCCUUAUACAUUGGAAAGAGUGCACCGUGUGUUCAAAAUGGGUCAGUGAAAUCAUUUAAACGGACAAAGAAAAAUUAUAGCUCUACAUUAAGAGGAAUGCCACCUUCCUUUAAGAAUGGACUCAUCAAUGACCAAGAUUUGCUUCCAAGGAGAAAUUCACUAAUAUUGAAAUUAAAGACUGAUAUACAGCAAACUGACAGCCAGAGCACUGAUAUGGAGCAAUACUUUAGAGACUGGUUUUCAAAACCUGUUGACCUGCAUGGUGUAAUUCUACCCCGCGUUUCGGGAAUACACAUAAAACUGUGGAAACUAUGCUACUUCCGUUGGGUUCCAGAGGCUCAGAUUAAUAAUGGUGGCUUCAUUACAGCAUUUCAUAGAAUAUCUCUUCUGGCAGAUGAAAUAGAUACGCUCAGCAGGAGUCUUCGACAGUACAAGAGCAGUCCCUCGCAAGCCAGCUAUUCAGAACUGGAUCAGAGUAGGAUGUACUUUAAAGCAAAUGGUAUAAAUGAUACAUCUGGGACUCCAGAGUUUCUUUCCUCUUCAUUUCCAUUUUCACCUAUAGGGAACCUUUGCAGAAGAAGCAUUUUAGGAACACCAUUAAGCAAAUUUUUAAAUGGUGCCAAAAUAUGGCUGUCUACUGAGACACUAGCAAAUGAGGACUAAAAUGUACUUUAUGAACAUUUGGAAGAAAAUGGGAAAUCUUUUUCCUCCAAGUUAACACUGCUAACUGUGGCAUCUGAAGGUGUAAUAAUUUUAUAUAUGAGAAUAAUAGUUGAAAUUUGCACAAAUAUUUAAAAGCAAACCGAAUCAUGC
Molecule: messenger RNA, 2598 nt
Organism: Gracilinanus agilis (Agile Gracile Mouse Opossum)
Lineage: Eukaryota; Metazoa; Chordata; Mammalia; Didelphimorphia; Didelphidae
Gene: MTMR10
Product: myotubularin related protein 10
Exons: 16
Coding region: 139-2448 (769 amino acids)
Source: RefSeq, a predicted model, not a curated record